Messenger RNA from Histoplasma capsulatum G186AR, 1520 nucleotides. Its product is annotated as NADH-ubiquinone oxidoreductase. Gene Ontology annotation, cellular component: mitochondrion. The coding region runs from base 135 to 1295 and encodes 386 amino acids. The transcript is spliced from 9 exons. The record is from RefSeq and is a predicted model, not a curated record. Lineage: Eukaryota; Fungi; Ascomycota; Eurotiomycetes; Onygenales; Ajellomycetaceae. Gene Ontology annotation, molecular function: protein-containing complex binding.
AGGUUAACAAGCUUCGAACUCCACACAGCGCCGCAGGAACGCUACUUAACUAUCGCAAUUGCGCCACCGGCGAUUCCGGCAGACUCCUUUUCUCAAAUUAUAACAGAUACAUGGUCAAUUGACCGGAGUUUGCAAUGCAGAAGUGCCGCGCCGUCCAGAGCGUCUUGGGCUCGCGGGCAGCUGUAACCACCCCGCUGCCACCAGUUCGAGCUCAACCUCACAUCCAGCGGCGAAAUAUACAAGAUGUCUACAUCACCCGAACAGGAACUCCAAUUCUUAAGGUUCAGGGCGGACGCUCGUCUCUUGGAGGACAUACUGCUACAGUCUUCGGAGCUACGGGUUUCUUGGGUCGUUAUAUUGUGAACAGGCUUGCUAGUCAAGGGUGUACCGUGAUCGUCCCUUACCGAGAGGAAAUGGCCAAGCGCCAUUUAAAGGUUACUGGUGAUUUGGGAAGAGUUGUCUUCAUGGAAUACGAUCUUCGAAAUACACAAUCCAUUGAGGAGAGUGUACGCCAUUCUGACGUCGUCUAUAACCUCGUUGGCAGAAAAUAUCCGACAAAGAACUUUUCGUACGAAGAUGUGCAUGUCGACGGCUUAGCGAGAAUUGCGGAAGCUACCGCUAAAUAUGAUGUUGACCGCUUCAUCCACGUUUCUUCAUACAACGCGGAUAUGAAUUCUCCUUCUGAAUUUUUCCGAACCAAAGCUCAAGGCGAGAAGCUAGCUAGAAUGUUAUUCCCGGAAACAACUAUCGUCAGACCAGCGCCGAUGUUUGGGUUCGAGGAUAACCUUCUUCACAAGCUAGCCGGCAUUACCAACCUGUUUACUUCCAAUCACAUGCGGGAGAGAUAUUGGCCAGUCCAUGCUAUUGACGUUGGCCAUGCUCUUGAGAAAAUGCUGUUCACCGAUUCAUCCGUAGGCCAGACAUACGAGCUGUACGGACCAAAAAACUACUCAACUGCCGAAAUUGCCGAACUUGUCGACCGUGAAAUCAUAAAAAGGCGUAGACAUCUCAAUGUACCCAAACGCAUCAUGAAACCAGCAGCGCAAUGGGCCAACAAACUCCUCUGGUGGCCUACGAUAUCAGCAGAUGAGGUAGAGAUGGAGUUCAUCGACCAGAAGAUCGACCAAUCUGCCAAAACUUUCAAAGAUCUAGAUAUUGAACCUGCUGAAAUCGCAAAUCUGACCUUCUAUUACUUGCGAGGUUACCGAAGCUCCCAGUACUCUGACCUCCCUCCAGCUACAGAACGAGAGAGAAUGGAAGACAAGAAAUAUGUGCACGUCCUCGACAACCAGUAGACCAUUGAUACAUUUCCCUAAAUCAUGUAUAUACUCGUAUCUCACUAGACACAAAUCAACUUCAGUUUUCUUUUGUUUUAAUCGCAUGCUAUGUGGUAAACGAUCCAAGGCCUAGCGGUUUGAAAUCUAGAGACCAAGCGCAGAAUUGUUUGAAUAGAAGUUAGUAUAGUCAAAUAUUCAUACAUAGGUAAUGUGCUAAUAAAUACAUUUAUUAUAAUCCCAGAA